Molecule: messenger RNA, 1599 nt
Organism: Amblyraja radiata (thorny skate)
Lineage: Eukaryota; Metazoa; Chordata; Chondrichthyes; Rajiformes; Rajidae
Product: vacuolar protein sorting-associated protein 52 homolog
Exons: 15
Coding region: 36-1592 (518 amino acids)
Biological process (GO): retrograde transport, endosome to Golgi; Golgi to vacuole transport; endocytic recycling
Cellular component (GO): GARP complex
Molecular function (GO): syntaxin binding
Source: RefSeq, a predicted model, not a curated record
GAGUUGUAGUCCUGUAAUGCGCGGAAGUGGCCGCGAUGGCGACGGAGGGCCUGCGGAUGCAGGCAGUGGGCAGUGAGAUGCUGAUGGGUGAACUGGACAUCACCUCCGAUGAGUUCAUCCUGGACGAAGUGGACACACACAUACAGGCCAACCUUGAGGAUGAACUCGUGAAGGAAGCAUUGAAGACAGGCGUUGAUCUGAGACACUAUUCCAAACAGGUGGAGACUGAGUUACAGUAUAUUGAACAUGCCUCCAUCAAAGACUACAUCAAGGAGAGUGAGAACAUCGCCAGCCUGCACAACCAGAUCACAGCCUGUGACACCAUCCUGGAGAGGAUGGAGCAGAUGUUGAGCACCUUCCAGUGUGACCUGAGCAGCAUCAGCUGUGAGAUCCAGACUCUACAGGAGCAGUCCAUCGCCAUGAACAUCAAGCUGAAGAACCGCCAGUCCGUGCGCAGCGAACUCAGCCAGUUAGUGGACGAGCUCAUCGUGCCCAACACCAUGAUCACCACCAUCCUGGACACCCCAGUCACUGAGCAACAGUUUCUGGAGCAGCUCCACGAGCUCAACAACAAGAUUAACUACGUCAAAGAGCAGUCCUUCAAGGAGACCUUGGCCUGCUCUGAUGUGCAAGACAUCCUGGACCGCCUCAAGAUCAAGGCCGUUUCGAAGAUCAGGGAGUUUAUUCUGCAGAAGAUCUAUUCAUUUCGCAAACCCAUGACCAACUACCAAGUUCCUCAGAAUGCAUUGCUGAAAUACAGGUUUUUCUUCCAAUUUUUGCUGGCAAACGAGCGUCAGGUAGCGAAGGAGAUCCGGGAUGAAUACGUGGACACCGUCAGCAAGAUCUACCUGUCCUACUUCAAGUCCUACAGCAGCCGGCUGAUGAAAGUGCAGUAUGAAGAGGUCGCAGACAAGGAUGAUCUGAUGGGAGUGGAGGACACGGCCAAGAAAGGCUUCUUCUCCAAGCCGUCGCUGAAGAACAGGAACACCAUCUUCACCCUGGGUAACCGUGGAAACGUGAUUGCCUCGUCGGAACUGGAAGCCCCCAUCAUCGUGCCCCAUGCAGCACAGAAGAAUGACACUCGGUACCCCUUUGAGAGCCUGUUUCGGAGCCAGCACUACGCCCUUCUAGACAACAGCUGCCGUGAAUACCUCUUCCUCUGUGACUUCUUCAUGGUGACCGGAAACUCUGCUCAAGAUCUCUUCAACGCCAUCAUGGGCAAAACCCUCAGCAUGUUCUUGAAACACAUGGACACCUAUGUUGCCGAUUGCUACGACAGUAUCGCCGUUUUCCUGUCCAUCCACAUCAUCCUCCGCUUCAAGACCAUGAUGACAAAGCGGAACGUCCCUGCUGUCGACAAGUACUGGGACACCCUGCUGGAGAUCCUGUGGCCGAGGUUUGAGUUCAUCCUGGAGCUGAACACCCAGAGCAUUCGCACCACAGACCCACAGAAACUGGGAGCCCUCGACACCCGGCCCCACUAUGUCACCAGAAGGUACGCAGAGUUCUCCUCAGCGAUCGUCAGCAUCAACGAAACCCACCCCAACGAGAAAGCACACAGCCUACUGGCCCAGCUACAGGUCAGUGUGUGAGCCGGGU